CUUUUAACCUUUUUUAGUUAGAGAAAGUACAAACAUUUCGUUAAGUUCUACGAAGUACUGAGUGUCAUGGUAAAAGACGAAUUAAGGUGGUUCGAACGGAGUAACGAUACUGUUCAACUUUAAGAGACUAUCAAUCCAACAGAAAAUCGAACGUUACUGGUGUCAUGAAGUUACAAAUGACAUACGUUUUACCAAGAUGCGAAUUACCAUGGUAACAGUAUGGCCUCAUACAUACGAUGUUGCGAUCUACGACUUGACAUAGUUGCCUAAGCGACGGUAAAAUUUAAAUAUAAAAUUGUGGGAGGGUUUUGAGAAAAUUGCAGGUGAAGUUUCAAGGAGUCAAACUACAGCAAAAACUUAGCUGUUUUAAAAAGAUGUACGAAGGCGCGGCCCGAGUCAACUAUCACAUGUAGAAAUCGACAGCGAGUAAUCUAGUAUAAUCUACGAGUCGUUCGAAACUUUAUCAAAAUUCUCUUCACAGACACUUCGAUUACGCAAACAAGCGGCCAUCUUAUAGUGGGUAGCGUAGCCAAUGCGGCAGAGAACGGCAUUCGUGAUAAAAUGCUGGUAGAUUUUUACCAAUACUGAAGAGACGCACGCACCAUGGAAGCUAUUUGUUAAAUAACGCGCGCUCGGGUUGGUUAAACAGCGUGCUACAUCAGGUCUGAAGGUGCUAUGAUCGAACAGUAGCAGUCAGAGAUCGACCAGAAAUAUUUUCUGGAUGGAAACAGCGUGAAACUUGUGAAAAUCGUACUCCAAUAACAUAAUGUCUCCGGGGCCACGUUUCCCUCGUGCCAGAGCCCCUACGGCUAAGAGGGACAAGCAUUUCUGGGGAGAGAAUGGAAAAGAUCGAGGCGACUCUACAGGCAGGGUGGCUUACUUGAGCUAUUAUGAUAAAAUUAAUUUUUUCGAGUCACCUACACUGUGCUACACAACGCUGUGUUCUUCAUGAUGUUGGGACUGGGUUGGGGCUGGCGGAGGGACCGUUGCUUGAUGUCCCCAAACGACGUCCCAUAUUCCUAUCACACAAUAACUUUAGGAGAUACUUACUUAUAUUUUCAUUCUUGAAUAACAAAGGGCUGGAACCUCAAAUCCGACCUUUUUACUUCGAAAAAAUGGCAAAGAGUUCGUGCUACGGCACAAGUCUCCAGUGCAGGUCUACAUUGGUUAUCACAAGGUCGACGUUGAGUACAAAAUCAUGUCUGCCCUGGGGGAAACUUCUUUUCCAGUGCCUAAAACGUAUCUCUUCUGUGAGGACAAGACAAUCAUGGGCCAAGAAUUUUACGUCAUGGAGUAUAUCAAGGGUCGUCAGUUCCCGGAUGCAAAUUUACCCGGUUUACCUCCAGAAGAGAGAAAGGCAAUCUUCGAGGCUGCAAUGAAAACGCUGGCACAACUACAAUCUAUCGACACGGAUAAGCUAAACUUAGAUUGCAUCGGUGACAAAGAGAAUUUCUUUCAACAAAGGUUGGAUACGUUGUAUGAAGGUUACAAACGAACUGAAAUGAAGGCAAUUCCUAAAGUUCAUCAAUUAAUGGAAUGGAUGAGAGAAAACAUACCAAAGGACGACAAGAAACCCGUUAUUCACCACACUGAUUUCAGGAUUCCGAAUAUGCUGUUUCAUCCAGAACAGUCUCAGGUCUUGGCCGUGAUAGACUGGGAAGCAGCAUCUUGGGGACAUCCAUUUGAGGACCUUGCGUACUUCUGCCUAGCUUACCAUUACCCAGCGGAAUUAGACAUUAUGCCUGGGUUUAAAGUCGCGUAUUACUCAGAAGGGAUCCCUAGCGAGGAGGCCAUGCUGUCUUUAUACUGUGAGUUGACUGGAUACACCCUUCCUCUCCCAAACUGGACAUACUUUUUGGCAUUGAUAUUUUUCCGCGUGGUCGUGAAUAUUCAGACCGUAUUUGCACAGUUGUCUGCUGGUGGUGUUGACUUACCUUUUUCGUUUAAAGGCGUGGAUGACUUGUUGGAGCCUCUUGUACAUCACGCCUGUAAAGUUGUUGGACUCAAGUAACUUGGUCAACUGCGUUUGUGCCUCGCUCAAAAGAUUUUAUGUGUACCGCUUAGAAACGUUACAUCAAUAAAACUAAUAGCGUCGACAGAUCGCUUUGUUUUUGUUGUUACGACUUUGACUUAAUAGUAUACGCUUCCAAGUUAAAUGGCUGCUCACAAUCAUAACGAGAUAUUCAAUUCAAAGAUUCCUCAAUAGUUUUAAAGGAGAAUAAAUGCAACAGAACAUUCAUCUUA
This is a messenger RNA of Orbicella faveolata, 2244 nucleotides long. RefSeq names its product acyl-CoA dehydrogenase family member 11-like. The record is from RefSeq and is a predicted model, not a curated record. NCBI's taxonomy places the organism in Eukaryota, Metazoa, Cnidaria, Anthozoa, Scleractinia, Merulinidae.